UGGUGGGAAUAAUAGGUAUGGCGUCUUCAACCAAUCCCAGAGCUCGUUUCAACCUACCGGUCAGGCACCGGACAGAUUUGAAUUUUCAUGUGUUGUUUGUGUUGUGUACCCUUCACCAAGCCCUUACUUUUGGCCAAAAUGGCAAAAUAAUGUAGAUCCUGUCCGUCCGUUUAGUGUGUACGAAAGAAGCACAUUGUUUUCUACUAUACUGCUUAGCUGUCACCUGUAGUUAAUGGACAGCUUCCAUAAUGAGCUUUUCAUUGCCCUCACCUCCGAGAAGGAUGAGGAGGAGAGAACAAAGUCACAAUACCAUUGGAUUAACUGCCCCCAAAGCAGUAUCAACUCCCUACAAUACUCCGUUCAAAAGCAGGAACCAGAGUUUACGCUGUCCCAAUGUAAUAGAUAAAAACACUAAAAAAGCAGUCUCUCAACUUAAAGAUCUUCUCAACAAACAAUGGUAUAUUUUCAAUGUAUCUCCUUUAUUCAACAUGGAUUAUACUGAAGUUUCCUUAAAGCGUUAUGCACGCCGAUUGAAAACUAAACUCACAUCUAGGUUAUCAGAUUCAAGUGCUGUUGAAUAUGAAGUGUCUUAUGCACCAUAUAAAAAUUUACAAUUAAAUGAAAUUGAUCAUGGUGCUAUUGAGGUACUGGUUGAAAAAAUGACUGAAAGUGGCAAUCGCUCUAUUGCUUACUAUGCUAUCUUGCUUUCUUGGGGAGCAUCAAGUGAAAUGCAGCCUGAAAAUGCGGUAUAUCUACCAAUACUUAUUUGUCGUGGCUUGAAAAGUAUAAUAAAACAAGUUCACACUGAAUUUCAACUGGUACACGACUGUUUUGUAAAUUCUAUUCAUAUGAACGCUGAAGAAAUGAGAAUUCUCAGCAUUGACAUUUUUGACAGUUCAUCAUAUCAAGAAGAUGAGAUCAAAUUAAGGUACCACUUACCGCAAAAUAUGAAGUCUGGUGAAUUAGACAUUUCUCUUCCCACCUUUGUAUUAUCUAAUCUGUGGAAAAGAUGUUUCAGCAUUCAUAAGCAUAAGGAGUGGACCGAUGAAGAAGUCACAACAUUUUGGGUGGAAAUUCAUAAUCACACCUAUCGGGCAUUUGGCAUAGAACUAGGACACUGUAUUUUGGCCAAAGUUACAUUACCCGACAUAUCAUUUACUCAAGAGGCAGUGUAUGUGAAGAAGAAAGAACAUAUGUAUCUCUUUUUGAGUCACUUGAUGAGCUUGUGCAACCAUCUAACAACAGUUGUCCCAUUUGUACAUGAAGUUUCAUUGCCUAGUUCCUCAAGUUAAAAGUUACCUAACCAUACCUUAUUUUACGAUUUAGGACAUUUUAUGUUUUUAAAAGUGUGUUGUGUGUGUAAAAAUUGGAGCGUGUGCUUAACUGACGAGAAAUCUGUUAGGUUUAUUUUAAGAAGAAUAAUUCAUUUUUAUCAAUUUUAUUGUACUUUAGAGAAAUCUUUUUAUACGUUGAAAUGUAGUCACUUUAAUUUAAUGAAAUGACAAUACACUCUCUUUAAGUAACACAUUCGAUGACAUUCUCCACCUCCCAGAUACGAUUGGUUUGCUUUACUUAUCUAUCCUUCAAAUAUCUGGUUCACUUGAUCAAAGGUACUACAAAUUAAAAGUUCAAUGUGGUUGUAAGAACACAAAGAGAACCUAAGAAGGCAAGAUACAAAAGCCCACACUAAACAAUUAAUUUAGAAUGGGAUAUUGAGGGGAAUGUAUACAAAUGUGCUUUGAUCAAACAUUAACUUGAUUUCCUGAAAAAAUGACCAGCAAGGUGUGUAUAACACUA
This is a messenger RNA of Frankliniella occidentalis (western flower thrips), 1797 nucleotides long. Its product is annotated as centromere protein L-like. The record is from RefSeq and is a predicted model, not a curated record. NCBI's taxonomy places the organism in Eukaryota, Metazoa, Arthropoda, Insecta, Thysanoptera, Thripidae. Bases 249 to 1292 code for a protein of 347 amino acids. The transcript is spliced from 7 exons.